Molecule: messenger RNA, 2202 nt
Organism: Diaporthe citri
Lineage: Eukaryota; Fungi; Ascomycota; Sordariomycetes; Diaporthales; Diaporthaceae
Exons: 4
Coding region: 1-2202 (733 amino acids)
Source: RefSeq, a predicted model, not a curated record
AUGACAGACCGCCGCGCGGAUAUGGAUCUCCGAUCUCUAUACGCGGGAUCCCCACGCUCUUUAUCCAACGGCACCAGGACGAAAACAGACCAGAGACAAAGGCCACACGCCAUCCCCGAUAACUCCUACCCUGAGUCCAUGACUUGUUCAGUAUCUACGCUAUCGUCCAAUUCAGCAAGCCCCGCUCCAUCGCUUGACGGCUCGAGGUCCCCCGUAUUUGAUACUGCAGACUAUAGCGACCCGUCCUUUGUCUCUGCGGAUACCAUGUCCAAUACCGAGGCAGCCCUUGGACCCCAUUACCAACACACCUCGGAGAAACCGAUCGAGGCAAAAACUAGUCAGGCUCAACUAGAUGUCCAGAGGCCACAGAGUCUUGGCCUGCCCCUUCGGAUGCAUGAUGAGGGUACCGAGCCAGGCACAAAGAAAAACUCUCAAAAGGUCGACCACCCACCCUUCGACGCCGACCCCAGCGCCGCUCUCACUUCAAGGAUCGCAGCGUCCAUCCUCCGGGAGGGCUAUGGCGUGAGGGCAGCCAAGACCACGGUGCCGCUCAAGGUCCAGGAUGCUGUAGAGAGGUGUCUCCAGGAGGUAUCAACCACCGUCCAAAAGGAGCAUCCGCCAUGGGCUCUUCCACAGUAUCGGCCGCGAGACCCCAGGCCGUACGCAGGGGACUCGGAUUCGCAAUCUAGGACGUCCGAAGUGGCCUCAGAUCCCGAAGUCCCCGCCAAUCGCACCAGGUAUGGAGUCAGCAGCGGCGAGGACGAGGACCCGUUCGCGUACGACAAUUCCAAGGAAAGCCUUUACCAGAAGCUGUACGGAUUCGGGAGCGGUGGCCGCGGGAUGAGAGCGAGACUGCACGAGGCGUCGAGGCCGUAUUCGUGUCCCUUUAGGAAGAGGAACCCGGUCAUGUUCAACGUCCGCGACCACGAGCAUUGUGCCAAGAGGCCGUUUUUCGGGAUGCAGGAGCUCAAACAUCAUAUCAGAACCUACCACAGAGCGUGCGGGCCGCCGCAUUCGUGCCCACGGUGCAAGGCAGGCUUCCAGAACUCGUCUGACUUGUCUGAGCAUCUGAUGGUGCCUGUGGAGCAAAUGUGUGAACCUAAUAGUGCAGCCCCGGACAAUGUGAUAGAGGACGGGAUCACCGAGGAGAUGGAUCGAGCCCUUGCAGAACGGACACCGAGACAUAGUGUAAAGACCUGGGAACAGAUCUGGAAGCUUCUGUUUCCACAGGAUGUGUCUGCUUUGGAUUCAGAAUAUCUCCCGGUGGUUGAAAUGGUAGAGAUGGAGCAGAAGCUGGACGACAGCCAAGCAGAGCUCAGGGCGGACCUGAGCGAAAGUCUCCGAAAGCUCCUGCCCGAACAGUCGGAAGACGUGUGUUUCUUCUUGGCAGGCCAGUUCCAGCUCGUCUUCGAGCAGCACAGAGCAAAAGUCAACAGGAAGUGCCGCAUCAGCGCCAGCGGGGGAGCCAUUCCCUCCAGCGCGUCCGAGAAGAGCAAAAGCGAUUCUUCGCGCAUGUCACGGUUCUCUAUGCGAAAUUUCGACCCGGCAACUCUGAAAGCCCCGACCAUCCACGGAAGGAGUGCAAGCCAGCUGUCAUCACCAAGGUCACAGGGCCGCCGGCAGUCGCAGGCGCAGGCGAUCCCGCCCAGGACAACCGUCUCACCGGCCAGCACCUCGUCCUCCGUGUACUCACAAGACCCGGUCCCCCCGGUGUCGAAUAGGUCCAGGACGACGACGCGCUCGAGUAUCCUCAGCAUGAGCGGCAUGCAGGUUGAGAGCCCGCGGCUCCCGUUCAAGGACUGGGUCCAGGGAGUCAAGUUCAGCGCCACCAACAGCGAGGACAAGAACUACCAGCGCGAUUCUGGGCUAGCGAUGGAGCUGUGCGAGACCUGCCAGAUGGAUCCCUGCCAGUGCGAGGGCUACAACGGCUACGCGGACCAGCUGUCUGCCUUCAUGACCCCGGCGCCUAAUACCCAUCAGCCCCCCUCUGGCCUGGCACCGUACUCGGCGAUGGAACAAGUGAGCGAGGACGAGGAGGUGGACUGGGCGGCGCAGUAUGGAAAUAAUUCCCUGACUCCUGGCGUGCCCUCAUCAGGCCAGAGGCUGCAGAUGAAGGGCAGCAGGAUGGGGCUUAAUGCUCAGAGUGCCCAAGCGAAUAGGCUGGCACCGACGGCUGGGCAGGCCCAGCAGGGGUUUAUCUAA